GGAGAUAGGCAGAAGCUUGGAGGGAAAUAACAUCUGCAGUGACCCAAAGUCCAGAAGCAGAACCACUGUGCUCCAUUUACCACUUCAAGAGCCUGUGACCUGAAGGUUGAGCUCAGGGGCGCUCCCAGACAAGUCACUGAAGUUCUCCCUUUGGUCCACCUGCUGACCUCUGCUCUGCCCUGAUUACACCCAAAAGAUGGAGAGAUCCACACGAGAAAUUUGCCUCAACUUUAUGAUAGUCCUGAUUACUGUAUUGCUCAUGUGGCUCCUUAUGAAGUCUUACCUCGAGUAAAAGACAAUCAGAAACUCUGGGAGGUUAGUUGUGUGUCUCUGCAGACAUAAGUAACACCCACAGCACACUGCUGGGAAUUGCUUUCAGUCAAAUGAGGAUGUUGUGAAUCUUUUUUUACUCUCAUAUCUGUUGCCUGUGCUAAUGUUUGUGAUGGGUCUAUGAUGGUGUAAUCAUUUUAUUCUGCAGUGAUCCAGCU
This is a messenger RNA of Colius striatus (speckled mousebird), 488 nucleotides long. It is a transcript of the gene SLN, whose product is annotated as sarcolipin. Lineage: Eukaryota; Metazoa; Chordata; Aves; Coliiformes; Coliidae. Gene Ontology annotation, cellular component: membrane. The transcript has 2 exons. The record is from RefSeq and is a predicted model, not a curated record. Gene Ontology annotation, molecular function: enzyme regulator activity. The coding region runs from base 197 to 292 and encodes 31 amino acids.